AUGGGGUUCAAAAAUACGGAGUUACUUGAGGUGGAGGAGAUUUGCACCUACUGGUUCCUCUCAGGAGUCAAGUCCGUUUACCUCCGGGAAAUUCAGCAUAACUGGGAGGAUGACAAGGCAGCUGAGAUCCUGCAGAACAUCAUCUCGGUUAUGUCGGAACAGUCGCAGAUUUUGAUCGACGAUCCGGUCCUUGAUGACAUGUAG
Penicillium concentricum is the source of this 204-nucleotide messenger RNA. RefSeq lists its product as uncharacterized. Gene Ontology annotation, molecular function: methyltransferase activity. The transcript has a single exon. NCBI's taxonomy places the organism in Eukaryota, Fungi, Ascomycota, Eurotiomycetes, Eurotiales, Aspergillaceae. The coding region runs from base 1 to 204 and encodes 67 amino acids. The record is from RefSeq and is a predicted model, not a curated record.